UAUGCCAUUUUUGGGUCAGGACUGGAGAUCUCCUGGAUGGAGCUGGAUUAAGACAGAAGAUGGCUGGAAGAGAUGUGAAUCCUGGAGUCGGGACCUGGAAAGAGAGACUAACCCUCGUACUAUCAGUCACAGCAUUAUCUUAAAUAGUGACGAUGAAGAAAUAUUCAGUAAUGAAGAGCAGGAAUACACAUCCAAAAAGAGGAAAAAGGAUCAUUUUAGAAAUGAUACAGAUACUCAAUGUUUUUAUCGUGAGAAAUGGAUCUAUGUCCAUAAAGAAAGCACAAGAGAAAGGCACGGCUAUUGUACUUUGGGAGAGGCUUUUAAUCGCUUAGACUUCUCAAGUGCAAUUCAGGAUAUUCGAAGGUUCACCUACGUGGUCAAACUCCUGCAGCUAAUUGCGAAAUCCCAGUUAACGUCGCUGAGCGGCGUGGCGCAGAAGAACUACUUCAACAUUUUGGACAAAAUUGUCCGGAAGGUCCUCGACGACCACCAGAACCCCCGCCUCAUCAAGGACCUCCUGCAGGACCUGAGCUCCACCCUGUGCAUCCUCAUCCGGGGCGUUGGGAAGUCCGUGCUGGUGGGAAACAUCAACAUCUGGAUCUGCCGUCUGGAGACCAUCCUCCACUGGCAGCAGCAGCUGCAGAACCUGCAGGUCACUAAGCAGGUGAACGACGGCCUCACGCUCAGUGACCUCCCCUUGCACAUGCUCAACAACAUCCUGUACAGACUCUCCGAUGGCUGGGACAUCGUCACACUAGGCCAGGUGACCCCGACGCUGUCCAUGCUCAGCGAGGACAGGCGUCUGUGGAAGAAACUCUGUCAGUACCACUUUGCCGAGAAGCAGUUCUGCAGACAUCUGAUCCUGUCGGAGAAGGGCCAUGUGGAGUGGAAGCUGAUGUACUUCGCGCUCCAGAAGCACUACCCGCCCCGGGAGCAGUACGGGGACACCCUGCACUUCUGCCGUCACUGCAGCAUCCUCUUCUGGAAGGACUGCCGCCUUGCUUUGUUGUUCAAGGACUCGGGGCACCCCUGCACCGCCACCGAUCCCGACAGUUGCUUCAUGCCCGUGUCUCCACAGCACUUCAUUGACCUGUUCAAGUUCUGA
This is a messenger RNA of Odobenus rosmarus divergens (Pacific walrus), 1105 nucleotides long. It is a transcript of the gene FBXO25, whose product is annotated as F-box protein 25. Bases 2 to 1105 code for a protein of 367 amino acids. The record is from RefSeq and is a predicted model, not a curated record. Gene Ontology annotation, biological process: protein ubiquitination. Gene Ontology annotation, molecular function: protein binding. NCBI's taxonomy places the organism in Eukaryota, Metazoa, Chordata, Mammalia, Carnivora, Odobenidae. Gene Ontology annotation, cellular component: nucleus; cytoplasm; SCF ubiquitin ligase complex. The transcript has 10 exons.